Cooperia oncophora is the source of this 714-nucleotide messenger RNA. Lineage: Eukaryota; Metazoa; Nematoda; Chromadorea; Rhabditida; Trichostrongylidae. The record is from the annotation of a GenBank genome assembly.
AUGUUACCUGUUGUGAAACUUAGAUCCAAUGGGAGGCCGGCGGAUACGUGUCAAAGUAUUUCUACGACGGCUUCAUGGGUUUGUGGGAAGGCUGGCAUGGGAGAAGAUUUCAAAAAUCUGAGUGCUACGUACCCCGACUACGAAAUAUGGGUGACCGGUCACUCACUUGGAGCUGCGAUGGCAUCGUUGGCCUCCUCGUACAUUAUUACUCAUAAUGGAGUUCCAUCUUCAAGGGUAAAAUUGGUCACAUAUGGCCAACCACGAGUUGGUGACUUAGAUUACGCCCGGGUACACAACUCAGAGGUAACAUACAGUUUCCGGGUUGUUCAUUGGAGAGAUCUAGUACCGCAUGUUCCACCAUUGGGCUUCUUGGGCUACUAUCAUCACCAGUCAGAGGCCUUCUAUCCCCUGAACAUGUCGAUCAACGCCAAGUACAGGGUAUGCUAUGCCGGUGAGAGCUUCCGGUGCAGUGACGGGUUGCUGUUCACCUCAUCAAUCCAAGAUCAUCUUCAUUAUUUCAACGUUGACGUUAGUGCCUAUGGAAUAUACGGUUGUAACAGGACAAUGGUUCCUGAAAAGAAUAUUACAACGUCGACCGCAGUGCCUACCAACUAUACGGAUGUGACUACCCCUGAAAUUGAGCUGACAACAAGAAAGUCCAUUUUCAACCAUAUCUAUGGAAAAAUUCGUGGAUUAUUGACCAGAUCUAAUUAG